AUGAAGAGGGGUUAUAACAACAACAACAACAACAAUAGGUCAUCAGGCAAUAAUAAGAAGCGCAAACGCCGAGAAAAGCUGGAGCAGUAUGGCGUGGAUUUGCCCGACAUUCCUGGUGUCCCUGCCGAAGUGAUUCCUCUUUUCGUCCAUGCCAUCAAGGUGUCGACCAAAUUCUUUCAACAUGAAUCUUUAAUGCCCUACACUAGUACUAAUAAUAGUGAGGAAGAAGAAGAACAAUCGAGUGAAGAGCAAGAGCAAGAUGGAAUUACUACUUCUAGUGGUAGUAGAAGUGCACUGGAUCAAGUACUGAAUCGCAUGGACGCAUCGACCCAAGAGAAUUCCGAGACACGUCAACAACACAAGGAACGAAAAUUGAAAAUGAGAGAUGCCGUUCAGUCCUGGCUGGCAGCUGUCAAGCGCAAUGUCAGAACUGCACCACCACCUACUACUACUGCUACUAGUCAAGAAGACGCGACUGCACAGAAUCAGUAUCAGCAGCAGCAGCAACGACGAUCGGUUCCACUGUCUUGUUUCGAGUACUUGUGGACCAUAGGCCACGAACACCCGCGUUUGGCCGUACGACGCGCCGUACUGUACAUGAAGCGUCUCUUGUUGACCAAGAGUUCCGACUGUCGUCGCUUUUUUCUCGAGGAACAAACCCAUUUGUGGCAAUGGGUUCAAAUGAUCGUAACAACCAAUGGUACUGAGGCAAAGCCAUUUGAUCCGACCAAACGACUGCUGUGGCAACGAGAAGGACAUGCACUCUUGCUGCAAUUGAUUCAAGCUCAAUACGAUGCCUUGUAUCCAAAAUUGAUUGUAUCCGAACAGUACUUACGGCAGGCUUGUAUGAUUCUGCCAAAUGAAGCACAAGAACAGCCCUCUUUCGUACAGGGGCAGGACGAUCAGGCCGUUAUUACCAACAUGCACAGUCUCCGAAAACUACGCGACAUUGCCAUGGCACAUGGACCGGAAGAAAUCCAACGAGUCCAAAAACUCAUUCGUCGAUCACAUCAAGCCACGGACAUUUUGGUGCCCCGAUUUGGAAUGGAAGAAGAUGACAAAGGCGCCACUACGGAGGAACCUGAACCCGAAGAAACGCAUGCCCAAGCGGUCGAACGAACCCUCCAAGCCAUGGCGGCCAUGGGCGGUGGUCUACGAAACACGGGAGCAUUGCAAAUCCAGUUUGAUGGCAGCGCAUCUGGUGUUGCUGGUCCGACUACUACGACUACGACUACGACUACUAUCGACAACGCCGCGGCAUCCCAGAAAUUGACACAAUACGCACGGUUCUUGGCCGAUCGUCAUUGGCCCCGCAUCACGGCAUGGAUCGAAGGAUUGACCAAAGCCGAUCGAUUGCAAAAGAACAGGUCCAAAAACAACAAGGCGCUCCUACUCAUGUCACCGCAACAAGGACAUGCCCGAAACGAGUUGCGACAACAAUUGAUUCAUGCCAAUGCGCAAAUCAAGACAGUCUUGGAAUCGGCGGCUCGAUUGGGGUUGUUUGUCGUCGGGAAAGAACGAGAGCAGGAGGGUGGAACCAAGUAA
Messenger RNA from Seminavis robusta, 1545 nucleotides. The record is from the annotation of a GenBank genome assembly. NCBI's taxonomy places the organism in Eukaryota, Bacillariophyta, Bacillariophyceae, Naviculales, Naviculaceae.